AUGGAUGAAGAGUACCUGGCGUACGUUCCGGUCGCGGCAAACGAGCGAGCUGAACAAGUAAAUUUGGAGGAAGAUGACGAAAUUUUUGAGAAGUACCUGGCGCGUAUUCCCACCGUGGCCAACAAGCCAAACGAGCUCGAGUACCUGGGGCGCGUUCCGAUCGUGGCGUACGAGCAAGCUGAUCAAGUAGAUUUGGAGGAAAACGAGAUGGAUGAAGAGUACCUGGCGUACGUUCCGGUCGCGGCAAACGAGCGAGCUGAACAAGUAAAUUUGGAGGAAGAUGACGAAAUUUUUGAGAAGUACCUGGCGCGUAUUCCCACCGUGGCCAACAAGCCAAACGAGCUCGAGUACCUGGGGCGCGUUCCGAUCGUGGCGUACAAGCAAGCUGAUCAAGUAGAUUUGGAGGAAAACGAGAUGGAUGAAGAGUACCUGGCGUACGUUCCGGUCGUGGCAAACGAGCGAGCUGAACAAGUAAAUUUGGAGGAAGAUGACGAAUUUGUUGAGAAGUACCUGGCGCGUAUUCCCACCGCAGCCAACAAGCCAAACGAGCUCGAGUACCUGGAGCGCGUUCCGAUCGCGGCCGACGAGCCAGAGGAUCAAGUAGAUUUUGAGGAUGACGAGAUGGUUGAGUACGUGGCUUACGUUCCGAUCGCGGCCGACCUGUCAGCCGGCCAAGUAGUUUCCGAGCAGGACGACGGAAUGAUGGAGGAGUACCUAGCGUACGUUCCAAUCGCGACCAACGAGCGAGCUGAUCAAGUAGAUUUGGAGGAGACCGAGAUGGAUGGAGAGUACCUGGCGUACGUUCAGAUCGCGACCAACGUACCAGCCGGUCAGGUAGAUUCCGAGCAGGACGAGUUGGUUGAGAACGAUGAAAUGGUUGAGGAGUUCCUGCCGCGCAUUCCGAACGCGGCAAGCGGGCCAGUCGUACAGGUUGUUCGCGAGGAGGAGGACAUCGAAACCACAUAUUACGAGCUCGAGUGCCUGGCGGACGUUCCAAUCGAUAUUGAAUUGGGGGGCUUUCCGACCGUUGUCAACGGAAGUCAGAUCGCUCAGCAGCACGAAAUCUCCGUUGUUGUCAACGUGAUUGAAAGGGCCGAGAAUGUGUGCGGUCUAUGUAAGCACGAUGACAAGGAUGAUCAGAUCGAUUACAAGGAUAUGUAUCGAAAGGCUUCGCAAGAAAACGUCGAACUGAAGAAGAAUGAAAAGAUCUUGAAUAAAAAGCUGCGAAAGUCCAAUCGGAAAAGCGCGUGGAGGUUCAAAUCCAUGAACAAAAAAGACACUCAAAUAAAAACGUUGCGAAGAACGCAGCGGACUCGGGAUGCUGCAAAACUAUCCGAUCGAAAAUUGUUGGCCACGCUGAAGAAGAAUCCUGUCCUAACCAACAGUUUGGAAAACACAUUGUGGAAACCCAAGGGUCGACGUUAUACCACAAGCACAAAGAAAUUCGCAACGACGGCCUACUUGGCAGGGCCGGCUGGAUACAGACAACUCACGAGAUCAAAAAUUCUUGUUCUGCCCGGCAAAAGGAGUAUCAUAAGGUACAAUGCUAACGUACGUCAGAAACCGGUCACGAACAUGAGUUUGCUGGACAGACUUGAAGCGAAAACGCGGCAUUUUUCCAAAAGGAAACGUGCAGUUUUACUUGCUAUCGAUGGGAUGGCUAUAAAGGCCGAACUGACGUACAAUGCAAAAACGGAUACCUUCCACGGAUUCCCGGACGAUGGCGCUAAGCGAAAAAUUGAAAAGAACAAUCCGGACAUCUUGGCGACGGAAGCCAUCAGCGUUGUUGUAUCCAGCCUGUCGAAACUGGACCCGUCUCGUUGGGAGAACGGCGAUACAAACAAACGGUUCAAAAUGGCUUUGUCGUAUUACUUAGCCCAUCACACGUUGGGUAGUAAGACUCAGCUGAAGGUGCUCAAGGAGAUCGUUUCGUGUUUAAGAGCUCGAAGUCUGUUUCCGAUUGCCAUCACGUUGGAUCAAUGCCUAACAAACAUGAAGAUGUUCAGAGAAGGUGGUGCUACACAAAAAAGGCCAUUCUUGAAAAUCGACGGAGAGCAAGUUGCGGUGAUAUUUGACCCUCCCCAUCUACUGAAGAGCGCAAGGAACAUGCUUUACAAGCACAAUGCUGUCUUUCAAGACGAAAUAUAUGCAGUUUCAGCUACAUCAAACAACUAUUUGAAUUGGACCAGGUCAACAUUCCUCGACUUUGUCCAAGCUGUGAGAACGCUGAGUGGAUCGACCGGAUCUGGCAUCCGUUUCCUCAUCCGAUCGAAUGACAUGACCGUGGAUGCUAAACUAACCGCUGAGUAUGCUGAGUUUCAUGACAAGCUGUUUGAUUCGAUGAACUCGAAAAGCAUCCAUCUGGCAAAGCCUUUUCGGUCGGCCAUUACGGAUGAUUCAUGCUAUUGGGAUUUCUUACGCGAGGCAAAAACAAUAUUGAAGGAUAUGUAUUAUACACCGAACACGUGCUUCUCGCCGACGUUGGCUGCUGAUGAGUCUCGCGCUCUGACGGCUGUGCAGCGUAAGCCAAACUACAUUUUCGGUUUCAUAAGCAACAUCAAUGCAAUCGAAUGGAUGUGGCCGAAGCUCAAGGAUGAGUUUGGUUUCAGCGAACUUUGUACCAACUUUCUAAACGCUGACACAGUAGAGAAUCACAACUCCGAAGUCCGAAGACGCUGCGGAAGAAAUGAUGCACCCAAUUCAGCCCAGUUUGGUGCAUCGUUUAAGUACGCUGCGAUUGCUGUAAAUGAGAAAUUGGUGGAGGGAACUAACAUCGAAGCCGACGGAGCGAAACCAUUGAUCGAAGACAUAGAAUUCAACUCUAAAAGAAAUCAAGUUGAACAACCCGCAUGUGAUUACAACGACGAACCCCUUGACGACGAAUACGAGCGAACGUAUUCAGCGAAAGAGCUAAACGGAUUGAUGUUCAUCGUGGGCUACGCUGUCUUGAAGAUUCAGCAUAAAUCAUGCCGUGAGCGGCUGUGUCAAAAGGGAGAUGAAAUUUCACCAGAUCAUCCGCUUUAUGCUUUUUGCAAACUAAAACGAUGUUCAGCGUACCCUAGCUCACUUCUUUACAAGAUUGGGCUAAGAGUUUUCAACGCCUUUAACCAAAAAUUCCGAGCCUUUCUCUACGAAUGUCGACAGGCUGUCAAAACUAGGCUGAAAACUUUCGUGGAUUACGAUACCUACUCUGGGGAGACUUGCCGCAAAUGCUUCGACAUCGUAGUUGAUAAACUUUAUAACACGCUUAUUCAGGGUUUUCUGAAGAAAGCAAAGAAUACUCACAAGCGAAAAACUGCCGCGAAGAAAGCAGCAACCGCUGCGAAAAGGAAUCGAAAGGCAUUUCGAAUGCAACUGCCGCUGAAAUAAGUUAAGAAGUUCGCCUUAAUUUGUUUGUUGUUUUUAUAUUACAUUCUGCACUAUUUUAUUGCUAAAAAUCAAUGCAUAAAUGUUAAAAUACAUACUUUAUAUUAAACAUCCCUUAACGUGAUACUAUUACUCUUCAUUAUUACUAUCUUGUUAAUUCCUCAACAAAAUCAACCAACAGAAAACAACAAAAGUUGAAAUAAUUGGUCCUUUCUUUUACAGCGGAUGGGUCAAAAGGGAGAACACAAGCAAUGAGGUGGUGCCUAACUUUUUUCUUCUAUUGUGCAAUCUCCAUCGAAUCUUGUACAUCCUGUCCAUGCCGGACAGAACCGAUUCUCCGGGUACCAGGCCCACCCUCGACAGGGACAGCAUCCGAUGGUGUGGGCAACCCUUCACCCAACCAGAAAGUCCGUCUUUAAGCUAACACUAAGCCUGUGUUUUCUUUAACAGUUUGC
Messenger RNA from Culex pipiens pallens (northern house mosquito), 3821 nucleotides. RefSeq lists its product as uncharacterized. Lineage: Eukaryota; Metazoa; Arthropoda; Insecta; Diptera; Culicidae. The transcript has 5 exons. Bases 1 to 3369 code for a protein of 1122 amino acids. The record is from RefSeq and is a predicted model, not a curated record.